AUGGCCAAUUCUGAACGAGGGGGAACGAUUCGUGAGUACAUUGAUGCCCGUAAAAAAAGCGGAAUGACGUGGGACGAAUUUCGCAAACUAAAAUCAGAUGAAGGCCCACAAUUUUCCGAAAUAGAGUUAAUCAAAUACCGUCGAAAAUUGGACGAAGAAAGAGAGGCAAGACUAAGAGGCUCUUCUGUGGGAUCUAGUAAAAAGAAAAAAAAGAAACACCAUCGUGAACAUAAGAAAAAAAGUAGAAGUGCUUCUAGAAGUCAUAGUAAAAGUCCUACAGGAAGUAGUUUAAGCAUCGAAAGAGAAGAAAUAGGCGAUUCUUCUGAUCACGUUCAUAAAGAACAUGAAGGCCGCGACCGUGUUGUAAAGGAGAAGAAAAACCACAAAUCUCAAAAACGUAAACAUCAUUCCGACGGAGAUUCUUCAGACUACGAAGGCAGAAAAGAUCAUGAUAAAGAUAAACCCCAUCGGGAAAGUCAUCAUCAUCAUCGUAGUCACUCUCAUUCUCAUAAGGUUUGUGGUUUUUAA
Molecule: messenger RNA, 528 nt
Organism: Acaulospora morrowiae
Lineage: Eukaryota; Fungi; Glomeromycota; Glomeromycetes; Diversisporales; Acaulosporaceae
Source: the annotation of a GenBank genome assembly